Molecule: messenger RNA, 246 nt
Organism: Clunio marinus
Lineage: Eukaryota; Metazoa; Arthropoda; Insecta; Diptera; Chironomidae
Source: the annotation of a GenBank genome assembly
AUGACAAUCAGUGUGGCUUCACGAAUUGUAUAUCAGGAAGAAGGAGAAGAAGAAGGCAAUGACGGUAAUAAAGAAAACUGCACAUUUGUAGAAGAAUCGAGAGAAGAUGAUAGUUUGUCGCCUUGUAGAUUUAAGUGCCUUAAGUUUUCAAGCGCCAUCGACAUGUUGUCCCCGACAAUAAAAGAAACGACAGAUAAGAGUUUAAGUAUUCGUUCAACAGCAUUUCAAAUGUUUCGUGAUAAUUAA